Molecule: messenger RNA, 2875 nt
Organism: Anguilla rostrata (American eel)
Lineage: Eukaryota; Metazoa; Chordata; Actinopteri; Anguilliformes; Anguillidae
Gene: tsr2
Product: TSR2 ribosome maturation factor
Exons: 5
Coding region: 81-653 (190 amino acids)
Biological process (GO): maturation of SSU-rRNA from tricistronic rRNA transcript (SSU-rRNA, 5.8S rRNA, LSU-rRNA)
Cellular component (GO): nucleus
Source: RefSeq, a predicted model, not a curated record
UCCAUCGAUUGUCUCCGCGAUUGGCUAGUUUUCCGUUUCCAGGCUGAGUUUUGCAGUCUGAAUGCUUGCUUAUUUUCAAAAUGGAUGCGCCCUUAACAGCACGUGAACUGUUCACAGAGGCUGUGAGAGCUGUUCUGGAAACGUGGCCAGUACUGCAAAUCGCAGUGGAUAAUGGAUUCGGUGGAGUUCACAGCCAACAAAAAGCAAACUGGAUGGUUGAUGCUGUACAGCAGUACUUCCGUGAAAAUAAUAACUUGGAGCAGUAUGAAGUGGAGGAUUUCCUAGCGGACUUGAUGAACAAUGAGUUUGACACGGUGGUUGAUGAUGGCAGUUUGCCUCAGGUGGCAUUGCAAGUGAGUCAGUUCUUCAAGCAGUGUGAACAAGGGAAUUGGUCAGAGGUCGAAGGUCAGAUCGCCAAGCUGUCACAGAAGAAGGCUACUGGGAGGGCCAAGGCAACAUCAGUGCAAACCCCCGCCAAUGAGGAAGAGGAGGAAGAGAGUGAGGAGGAAGAGGAGGGUGCAGAGGCUAUGGACUGUGGAGAAGCAACAGAGACGAAGUCCUCAGCCAAGCUGCCCAAUGAGCAGGACCCCCCUUCCCCACCCAGUGCAGGCCCGGAUGAGGACGGUUGGACGGUGGUGCGCAGGAAGAAGUGAAAGAAGGGUCUUUCCAAAAUUUAAAGAGGAAGAGGAAGAGUGUGAGGAAGCACCUGGGACUUGUUAACCGAGCCAGCUGAACUGACCGUACGCUGGUAGACUCACACUUUACCUGUCCUCUAAGGUAUAGGUCUGUGUGUGUGCGUGCGUUUACCCACAUAACGAGCCCAGGACCAUGUGGGCCCCAAGAACUGUUUUUCUCUUUCUUUCUUUUUUUUUUUAAAUGAAAAACUGCGCACUGUUUUUCAAAAAGGAAUUCUCCCAUCUUGAUGAUAAAAGCCUUGAUAUCGACCAGAUCUGUAUCAAGCACCGUCUAUAUUUAUUCAUCAUUUAAUGUGGUUUGUAUUAUCUUUAACUCUUUGCAUUUUUAUUGCAGAAAACAUUGUAAGGGCAGGUAUACGAUAGAUAAUUAUUCUCUAAUAUUUAACUGAAACAUUGACGCUGUUACAGUGUUGGGAUUUGUCAACUGUAUUCGGAAACGGUAAUAUUAUAAGAAGAAACUAUCUUCGUGAGGUAUUCACCUUACAUUGCAAUAUUUCAAAAAGCCAUUGAAUUGAUGUUUUUACUUUUGACCCUGAUCCAUGAAUAUGUUCAUAAAAACGCUCCAUCCCAUAAAGGAUUGUGAUUCGCUUGGCUUGUCAACAUCUUCAAUUGGCAAAAAGUAGCAAUGGGCAAACUGGGUGUUGUGGGAUAUUUAAACCGUUUUUAUCUCAGUUCUUCAUUAAUGGUUCACUAAACUACUUCUUUGAAACUGAGUUUUGCUGUAAACAAAAAAUAACAUUUUCACAAAAGAGAAAAAGUUUUUUAAACCAUCCUAAAAUUGAGAAAAAUACAUAAGACAUUUUUUUUAAAUGAUCUCAAACAUAUUUAGCAUUUUUAUUAUUCAUGAUAUUUAACUUGUUUUUCAUCAAUUUUAAAUGGGUUUUCUGAAGAUUUCAAAGAUAUCUAUGGCUUCAAUUAGGGUUAAGGGCUCAAACUAGGGUUAGGGUUAGGAAAACGGUAAGUCUGAGGGUUGAGGGGAGUUCACGGCUGUGUUCAGCAGCUUGAAGAACGGUGAGUAGAUGAGUUUCUUAAUGAUUUUGACUGAGCCAAAUAUUUUCUAUACUAGCAUGUGUACCUAUGGCCAUUGAAAAAUUUGCAAUAAAUGCCUGUUUUUUCCAGGGAAAACCUUUAUUAAAAUGUUUUUCAAUGACCUCAACCAUAUUGUUUUCCUUUUGUUUUAUUUAAUUCAUAUUUACCUUGUUUUUCAUCAAUUUUAAAUGGGUUUUCUGAAGAUUUCAAAGAUAUCUAUGGCUUCAAUUAGGGUUAAGGGCUCAAACUAGGGUUAGGGUUAGGAAAACGGUAUGUCUGAGGGUUAAGGCGAGUUCACAACUGUGUUCAGCAGCUUGAAGAACGUUGAGUAGAUGAGUUUCUAAAUGAUUUUUAAUGAGCCAAAUAUUUUCUAUACUAACGUGUACAUAUGGCCAUUGAAAAAUUUGCAAUAAAUGCAUGUUUUUUCCAGGGAAAACCUUUAUUAAAAUGUUUUUCAAUGACCUCAACCAUAUUGUUUUCCUUUUGUUUUAUUUAAUUCAUAUUUACCUUGUUUUUCAUCAAUUUUAAAUGGGUUUUCUGAAGAUUUCAAAGAUAUCUAUGGCUUCAAUUCGGGUUAAGGGCUCAAACUAGGGUUAGGGUUAGGAAAACGGUAAGUCUGAGGGUUGAGGGGAGUUCACGGCUGUGUUCAGCAGCUUGAAGAACGGUGAGUAGAUGAGUUUCUUAAUGAUUUUGACUGAGCCAAAUAUUUUCUAUACUAGCAUGUGUACCUAUGGCCAUUGAAAAAUUUGCAAUAAAUGCCUGUUUUUUCCACGGAAAACCUUUAUUAAAAUUAUUUUCACUGACCUCAACCAUAUUGUUUUCCUUUUGUUUUAUUUAAUUCAUAUUUACCUUGUUUUUCAUCAAUUUUAAAUGGGUUUUCUGAAGAUUUCAAAGAUAUCUAUGGCUUCAAUUCGGGUUAAGGGCUCAAACUAGGGUUAGGGUUAGGAAAAUGGUAAGUCUGAGGGUUGAGGGGAGUUCACGGCUGUGUUCAGCAGCUUGAAGAAUGGUGAGUAGAUGAGUUUCUUAAUGAUUUUGACUGAGCCAAAUAUUUUCUAUACUAGCAUGUGUACCUAUGGCCAUUGAAAAAUUUGCAAUAAAUGCCUGUUUUUUCCAGGGAAAACCUUUAUUAAAAUGUUUUUCAAUGACCUCAA